Molecule: messenger RNA, 1625 nt
Organism: Mollisia scopiformis
Lineage: Eukaryota; Fungi; Ascomycota; Leotiomycetes; Helotiales; Mollisiaceae
Exons: 1
Coding region: 263-1387 (374 amino acids)
Source: RefSeq, a predicted model, not a curated record
CCAAGGUUGAUUGCGAUUGAAUAUCUGAAAACAAAUUCACAAAUCAGAACAAUACACGACUAUACAAUUCAACGACGGACGACCGGUCAAAGGAACUCGUGUUGGUGUCACGUCCUGUCCAAUACGGCGCAGUUAUUAUUCUGCAGCCUGGUUUCGGAUCUUGCCGAGCUUCCAGGAAUACAUUUUGAGAACAUCCAAACACGGUUCUGCUACACUAAACACAACUCGAACCACCACGAUUCCUCAACCAAUUCUCCAAGCAAUGCCUUCAGUAAGCCCCGAACUGCCUCCUCAUCUGGCAAAGCGGAAACGCUCCAUAGACGAAGACGAAGACCCAAAGUCUCCGCCUCGAAAAGUUGUAGCAGCCACAGCUCCUCGAGCAGUUGGACCCUCUCUGCCGACCCAAGCAGCAGGGCCAACACUACCACCAAGCAAGAACCCAGAUGGGCUCAACGUAGAAGAUAGCUCAGACGAUGACUACGGACCAUCUCUCGGCCCCUCAAAGCCGUCUACAAAAGCUCCCAGUCCACCUCCAAAACGAGUCCUAGGACCCACGCCACCACCAACCACCAACCCAGACGAACUCAACCUCGACGACGACGAUAGCUCAGACGAUGGCUACGGACCCUCUGUCCCAACCUCAGAACCAAAAUCCGCUGCCCCAAAGCGCGUCCUAGGUCCCGCCUUACCACCAGCCCCCCUCUCGGAACGUCCCUCCCACCCCGCGAAUCCAGACGAUUCCUCCUCAGACUCCGACUCCGACUACGGGCCCUCCCUCCCCCCCGCCCCCGGCUCAGCAGCAGAAACCGCCCUCCUCCAGCAAAAACAACAAGAAGCCGCCCAUGCAUCCUCUCUCGCCCAAGCCGGGCCCCCAAAACCCCAACGCGACGACUGGAUGCUCGUCCCCCCCUCCGACAGCGACUGGAGCACCCGCGUCGACCCAACGAAACUCAAGAACCGCAAAUUCGCCUCUGGAAAAGGAGCCAAGGCGCCCGCAGAAAAGAGCGGGAUAUCAGCCAUCUGGACCGAGACGCCGGAGCAGAAACGGCAGCGUCUUGCGGACGAGGUUCUUGGUCGCUCUUCUAGCUCCUCAUCCUCAAAGAUGGCGAGCUCGAAGCAGCCGAGGUCUGAGGAGGAGGUCGCGACGGAGAGGAGGAUUAGGGAGUACAAUGAGCGGAAUCGGGGGAAGAGUUUACUUGAUGUGAGGAGGGAUGAGCAGGAGAGGGGACGGGUGGAGAAGGAAGAGGAGGAUGAUCCGAGUAAGCGGGGUUUUGAUCGGGAGAAGGAUAUGGCGCUUGGGGGGAGGAUGGGGCAUGUGAAGAAGAAGGAGAUGCUGGAGCGAGCGGCGGAUUUUGGGACCAGGUUUCAGAGGGGGAAAUAUUUGUGAUAGAGUGUUCUAUUCUGAAUACCACUUGAUUGAGUUUGCCUAUGUUUCUUUCUUUCUUGCUUUCAAUGCUACUCACUGAUCCGUCCAUCCACCGGAAGUAUCGUAUCACUCCCCGUCACCAACCAAUACCAUCACUCUCAAAACCACCUCGCUACACCCUCUUUCAACCUACCUAUCUACCCAUCUUCCCAGAAACCCAAAAAAUAAACAGAUCACACUACACACACGAGGCCGACAG